This is a messenger RNA of Aphidius gifuensis, 2405 nucleotides long. Its product is annotated as tumor necrosis factor receptor superfamily member wengen-like. Gene Ontology annotation, molecular function: protein binding. The transcript has 5 exons. Bases 619 to 1488 code for a protein of 289 amino acids. The record is from RefSeq and is a predicted model, not a curated record. NCBI's taxonomy places the organism in Eukaryota, Metazoa, Arthropoda, Insecta, Hymenoptera, Braconidae.
GGAGUAAGGUAAAGUGAGGAACGUGGUGUGUGUCUAACUUACUCUUGCAACCAAAGAUAGAGAGCAAAAGCUUUGGUCGAACGUUGUUGCACACAUCGAGCUGUAGUAUUUAUCCAGCAAUGUAUUUACUGUGAGCGGAAAUUAGUAUAGAAACCAGUCGAACUAGUCUCAAGACUUGGUACAACCAACCAAGCUAGCCAUUGAGGGCAUUGUUUAAUAAAUUUUUAUCAUUCGAGAAGAAUCUUUCAACAAGAAUCUCUUCAAAAAAUCAAAUACUUUUUUACUAUUUUUAUCCUUUUUUUAAAUACCAUUAAACUGUUAUUUUUUUUAUCAAAGUUAUGUUUAUUAUAAACUAAAUAUUCAAACAAAAAUCUCUAAAUGAGAUAAGAAAUAAAAAUUUCUAUUUAGUGAUCUAUAUGUGAGUAAUGGAAAACAUAAAUUUGUGGUGUUAGAAAUUUUAAUUUUUACUAUCAAAUUUCGAAAUAAUGAAGUGACAAUUUCUAGUGUAAUUAUUAUAAUUAAUUUUUUUUUUUAAUUAUUCAUCUUUAGUACAUUGUUAACGUCUAAAAAUUUUUGGAUUUACAUCAUGACUGGAAUAAUAUUAUUCAAGACAUCGUGAUGCUGAGAAGCUAUAAAUUAAUAUCCAGGCUGUUGACAGUCUGCCUGGUAUUAUUAUUAAUAUGUCAAUAUACAAAUCAACAUCCAAUAUGUAAACCAAGUCAUGAAUAUUGGUCAUCAGAAUUAUCAUCAUGUAUUAAUUGUACAAAAUGUGCACCUGAAUUUACAAUAAGUCCAUGUGCUAUUGAUAAAAAUUCAGUAUGUGGACCAUUAUCAGCACUGGAACUUGACUGGUCAUUUUUAAAAAAUCGUAGAAAAACAAAUAAUAUUAAUUUACAAUUAAAUGAUGAUAAUAAUCAUCCAGAGAGUCUUAAAAAAAAUUAUAAUGAUAAUUUAAGUCAUAGUAGUAUUAAUAAUGAUUAUAGUCAAUUUGAUGAUUUACAAAAACUUCAAAUAUUACCGGAAGUACCAAAUGACCGUCAAAUUGACGAUUCAUAUUAUUUGCCAUGGGAUUGGCAAACAAGUGUUUUAGUACUUGCUGUUAUUGCUUGCAUUAUAUUUUUUAUGGUUGCCGGAUGUUCAGCAUUGAUAUAUGUACGUCAAUGGCGUCAAAUGAAACGAAAUUUUGAGCCAGCUGGUCUUGAGGAGAUAUCAGCUCGACUGAAUUUAAUGGUCAAAGCUGAACUUGCUGAGUUGAGUGCUGGUGCACCAAUGAGUCCUGGUGACCCUGAGACAAGGUGCCAAUAUCUUGAAAAAUUAUUAGACAGGAAACGAGAGACACCCGUGUUAGCUGGAUGGCCGGAAACAGGGGGAAACCUGUAUAUUGAAGCGGGAGAAACACCCAAGACAUCAAGAAAUAAACGAGCACAGAUUGCUCAAAUUCAUCGUAAUAUUGAGAGUAUUCUCAGUCACAAAAAUAUUCAAGAAUAAAUAAAAUAAUAAUUAUAUUAUAUUUUUAAAUUUUAUAUCAUAAUUAUUAAUUAAUUAAUUAACAAGAAAUUAUAUGCCAAACUUGUUAAUUUUAUUUUUCAUUUUUGAACAACAAAAUCUUCAUGAUUUUUUCAUUAAAAUCAAUACUAUGAUUUUUGUUGUUUCAAUAUAUUAAAAAUGUAAAUCUUUUUUUUUUUUUUUUUUUAAUCAUAUAUAAACAGUAUGUAGUUAUUAUAAAAUAAUAUUUUUUUUUUUGACUCAAAUUGCCACAUGAAAAUAUACAUAAGUACCAAUAUUGUAAUAUAAUGAAAAAAAAAAAAGAAAAAAAGAAAGAAGUAAUUAAUUAAUAAAAUAAGAUAUAUUUAUAAGGUAACUCGUGUAAUUGUUUUUUUUUUUAUUAUAAUAUACAUAAAUUGUUUUUAAAAUUAUUAUUUAGCUUGUACCCAUUACACCCUAGUAACAACAACAAUUAUUUUAUUAAAUAUAUAUUUAUUUAUUUUUGUUUUUUUUUUUAUAGGCAAAUGUAUACGUGGGCAGGGUGUGCACCUAAGGCUUUUUAUUAUUUUCUAAAUAUUAUUAAUUAAUAUAUAUAUUUGCAAGAGAAAAUUCAUCAUAUUUCUGGUAAAUUAUAAAUCAUUUUUUUAACAAUAUAAUUUUUCUUUGUAAACGUCAUCACAGUGUAGAUCGUUUUACCCUACUCAAACAAUCCGGGCAUGUUUUUUUUUUUAAAUCAAACAAUGGUCCAUAAAUUGUUUUAAUUAUAAUUUUUUUUUUUUAUCAUCUCAGGCACUUGUUGCUAUUUUAUUUAACACAAAAAUAUGAUGAAUGACCUGAUAAGUCAUGUAAAGGUUUCUAAAAAGACUCAAUUAUUAAGGUCACUGAAUUUUUAUAAUUGUUUUUCUUUUAUCCUAUUGUUU